This is a messenger RNA of Caenorhabditis briggsae, 780 nucleotides long. The record is from RefSeq and is a predicted model, not a curated record. The transcript is spliced from 2 exons. The coding region runs from base 1 to 780 and encodes 259 amino acids. NCBI's taxonomy places the organism in Eukaryota, Metazoa, Nematoda, Chromadorea, Rhabditida, Rhabditidae.
AUGGAAACACUCAGAGACAUACUGGAGGAGGACAAUCUAGAUCCUAUGGAAAUUAUCAAGGGUUCGAAGGAAUGGGAGGUGGAUUCGGAAGUGGUAACAGUCAGGGAGGCUUCGGAGGCUUCGGAGGACAGCAAGGAGGAUUCGGCGGAAGUUCUCAGGUAUAAAAAUGAACAUCAGUAUGCUAAUCAUUUUAAUCACUUUAUCAGGGUGGGUUCGGAGGUAUGGGCGAAGGAUUCGGUGCACAACAAGGGUUUGGUGAAAACAGCCAGGGAAGAUUUGGUGGCUUCGGAGGACGUGGAGAGAACCAGGGAGGGUUCGGAGGACAGUCAGGAUUUGGUGGAAUGGGAGGAGGGAUGCAAGGAAGAUUCGAAGAGUCUCAAGGGUUUGGUGGAUCUCAAGGAUUCGGAGGAAACUCUCAAAAUGGACUUGGUGGACAAUUCCCAGCUCAACGUCCAACUCAGCAGAAUGAAUGAAUUCGGAAGCAAUCAAGGAUUUGGUGGAAAUGGGCAAGGUGGUUACGGAAAAUCACAAGGAAAUUCUCUGGGAGGAUUCGGGGGAUCUCAAGGAUUCGGAGGGAGUUCUCAACAGCAAGGAUUUGGUGGACAAGAAUCACAAUCUGGAUUCGGAGGAGGUCUGCAGGGAAGAUACGAAGGACAAUCUUCAGAAGGACAACAAAACGGAUUUAAUGAAAUAUGCAAGGAUUUUAAUGAUAAAACUGUGAUUUUAUGCAACAUUUAUAACUUUGAUUGCCUUUUUCCUUUUGGUUUUGUUCAUUCCUAA